AUGGCUAGUGCUGAGUCAAAACCCCGUAUGGGUCUCAUCAUUGAUACGAAACCUGACUACUAUCCAAUCGAGCUAUCUAACGCAGAACUGCUUUCUCAUUUUGAGAUGUUGCAAGAGUACCACCAAGAAAUUUCCACAAAUGUUAUUGCUCAGUCCUGUAAGUUUAAACCCAAUCCAAAACUUAUAGACCAACAGCCUGAAAUGAACCCCAUCGACACAAGAUCCAACAUCAUCACUUUUUUAUUCGAGCUAUCUGUGGUAACUCGAGUUACGAAUGGCAUUUUUUUCCAUGCUGUUAGAUUAUACGAUCGGUACUGCUCUAAAAGAAUUGUGUUACGGGACCAAGCCAAAUUGGUUGUGGCAACUUGUCUCUGGUUGGCUGCCAAAACGUGGGGCGGUUGUAACCACAUCAUCAAUAAUGUGGUCAUCCCCACUGGUGGGAGAUUUUAUGGCCCUAACCCAAGAGCCCGUAUACCUCGUCUCUCUGAAUUGGUUCAUUACUGUGGCGAUGGACAGGUCUUCGAUGAAUCAAUGUUUCUACAAAUGGAAAGGCAUAUUUUAGAUACUUUGAAUUGGCAUAUUUAUGAGCCAAUGAUCAAUGAUUAUGUUUUAAAUGUGGAUGAAAAUUGUUUGAUGCAAUACGAACUUUAUGAGAACCAAGUGACUUAUAACAAACAAUGGUCUGAGAAACGCCAAUCCCAGUUAUCACAAGAUAGUGAUGCCACCGUAGAUGAAAGGCCUUACCAAAACGAAGAGGAAGAGGAAGAGGAAGACUUGAAGUCGAAGAUCAAAUUGAUUAACAUAAAAAAAUUUUUAAUCGAUGCCUCCGCUUGGCAGUACGAUUUGCUCAAGUAUGAACUUUUUGAAGUUUCGCAUGGUAUAUUCUCACUCAUCAACCAAUUCACUAAUCAAGACCACGGCCCCUUUUUAAUGACUCCAAUGACACCAGAAAACAAAAACGCUGAAAUUUUGAGUGCUUUGAUGAACGGCAUCGUUUCCAUUCCUAAAUCCCUCGUGGAAGUGUACAAAACAGUUAGCGGUGUUCUGCCUUUCAUUAAUCAAGUGAAGGAAUAUCAAUUGGAUCUACAAAGAAAAAUACAAAUUGCAUCCAACUUGAAACUAUCAAGGAAGCUUACUAUAUCAACCCCAUCAUGUUCUUUUGAACAUUCAAGCACGACGUCGAUUCCUUCACCUACCUAUUCAUCUCAAAGCCACACACCAAUGAGAAACAUGAGCUCACUUUCAGAUAACAGUGUUUUCAGCCGGAAUAUGGAGCAAUCAUCUCCAAUUACACCAAAUAUGUACCAAUUUAGUCAACAUCAGUCAGGAAGCGUAUGUGGUAGUACCGUCAGCGUAAACAGCUUGAUGAAUACAAAAAACAAUCAAAGAAUUUAUGAAAAAAUUGGGGGUCAUAAAAGUAACAAUGCAAUCAAUGAUUAUAUUGAUUUAUUGAACAUCAGUGAGUCUAAUAAGGAAAACCAAAACCCUGCAACAGCGCACUACCUCAAUGGGGGGCCACCCAAGACAAAUUUCAUUAAUCAAGGAAUAUUUCCUUCACCCACAGGCACUAUAAAUAGUGGUAAUUCAAGCAGUGCUUCCUCACUAAUUUCUUUUGGUAUAGGAAAUACCCAAAUAGUAUAG
Messenger RNA from Saccharomyces mikatae IFO 1815, 1641 nucleotides. It is a transcript of the gene CLN2, whose product is annotated as cyclin CLN2. Gene Ontology annotation, biological process: regulation of cyclin-dependent protein serine/threonine kinase activity; regulation of G1/S transition of mitotic cell cycle. The record is from RefSeq and is a predicted model, not a curated record. The coding region runs from base 1 to 1641 and encodes 546 amino acids. NCBI's taxonomy places the organism in Eukaryota, Fungi, Ascomycota, Saccharomycetes, Saccharomycetales, Saccharomycetaceae. The transcript has a single exon.